This is a messenger RNA of Antrostomus carolinensis (chuck-will's-widow), 524 nucleotides long. Its product is annotated as ubiquitin carboxyl-terminal hydrolase CYLD-like. The annotation marks the transcript as partial. The transcript has 3 exons. The record is from RefSeq and is a predicted model, not a curated record. Lineage: Eukaryota; Metazoa; Chordata; Aves; Caprimulgiformes; Caprimulgidae.
GUCCCAGGGAGUGCUGCCUGUGCGGCGACGUCGCCACCCUGGAGUGCUCUGAGUGUUUCAAAGAUAAAGUAUUCGCAGCGACGGGCCUGAAGCAGUUCUGCAGCUCCUGCUCCAGACAGGUUCACUCCCAUUACCAACGCAAAACACACAGACCAACCAAGCUGCACAUCCCAGAAGAAUUUCAGAGCCGGAGCCCCCGGGGUAACCAGCAGGUCCCUCGUGAGAAGAUGGAGCUCUUCGCAGUGCUCUGCAUCGAGACCAGUCAUUACGUCUCCUUUGUGAAAUACGGCCCCGAGAACGAGCACUGGAUGUUCUUCGACAGUAUGGCUGACAGGCAUGGUGAUGAAAACGGCUUCAACAUUCCCAUGGUAACGUUGUGCCCUGAAGUUGCCAAAUACCUGGACUUGCCACUGGCUGUACUGGCCUUGGAGCAACCUCGGGAUAUGGAUGGAGUGGCCAAGCGCCUCUUCUGCGACGCCUACAUGUACAUGUACCAGAGCAAGAAGAUGGCACUUUACAAAUGA